AUGCUAAUAAUCAUAAAUCAAUUCGUUGAGAAUGGUAAAUCUAAGAUCAAAGCUAAAAAACUCAUUAAUUUCUCUAUCAAUUGUUUUCCUAUAUUAUCUAAAAUUCUAAAACUACGAGUAGUGUUUACUAAGAAUGUAGAUAAAUAUAUAACUAAAAUUAAUACAUCUUUAAUUAUAUCAAAGAUUAAAAAAAGUACUUAUUUACUUUUUAAACAUCUGAAUCAGUUCCAUAAACCUAAUAAACAGGACAAUAACAUCUAA
This is a messenger RNA of Blepharisma stoltei, 261 nucleotides long. Lineage: Eukaryota; Ciliophora; Heterotrichea; Heterotrichida; Blepharismidae. The record is from the annotation of a GenBank genome assembly.